AAAUUAUCCUCUGAUUGUCUGUUAGAACUUAGAACCCAUUUGAUUACAUGAUCACACAUCAUUUUGCGACUCAUAUUAUCUGGUCAUUGUGAUAUAUGUCUGAAUAUUAUUAUGAUGUGGGUUUGCACUGGUUAUUGUGAUAUUCCACUGGUUAUAUGAGUAUUGGACUAUGGGUUUGUCAUUUUGCAAUAUGCAGUACCAUGAUUUCAGCACAUAUUUCUUAGUUCUGAACUAGUGUUUGCCUUGUGAUGUUUGGUUGUAGGAUUAAUAUGCUGCUAGCCCCUAAUACCACCGCAUUUUGGGUAUAUACAAAUAUUCAAUAGCUAUUGUCUAUAUGGUAUAUAUGGUUGUUGUUUUGACUUGAUAUCUGCAUAAAUAUUCGUACCCAUAAGUGUUCGUAUCCGUUUUGAUACGUAUUUGUACCCAGUAUUAUCCAUGAUUGUAUCCGUAUUCGAUAAUAUCCGUAUUAGAUCCAAACCCGAUUGCAAAAUGUGGGUUAGAAUAUGGGAAAGGUGAAAUCCGACCGAACCCGACCCGUUUUCAACCCUACCGGUAAGUGCAAAGGUGGAGACCUCCCUUCCCCUUUCCUCCUCAAUUUUUUCUCGUCUUGAUUUACUGUCACGUGAGCAUCUUCCAGAUCUACUAAAAGAUUAUGCUUUUUCUGGGUUGAUUUAUAUGGAUUGAAAUGCAAAAGAUUUGCACUGUUGACCUCCUAAAUUUCAGUUGUUUAUUUGGUAUGAUUAGUUAUUGUUUCCCCCAGAUCUAGUCACUUUUAAGUUUGCUAUACAUUUUGGUGCUAUUUAUUUUUUUCAUGGUCAAUGAUGAUAUGCUACUGGAGGUAGCAUCACUUGGAUGUGGCAACUCUGGCAUACAUGCAUACCGGAAGUGGCAUCACUUGGAUUUUGCAUGACAUUUUGUGUAGAUUGAUGUGAGCAGAUUUUUUUUUUUUUGGCACUUGUUAAGGUGGCAGUGGACACUAUAUGCCUUUUGUACUGAACAACAAUACUUCUUUAGUUCACUGAUGCAUGCUGAUAUGUGAUUUGAGGUGCCAAAAUUGCAGUAUAUACCCUUGAUGUUGUUUGGCCUUUCUUGCACCGAUAUAACAGGCCCAACUCUGACCUCCACUCUCACAACCACAGCCACAAGGAAGAAGAAGGCGACCACAAACCCUAAUCGAUGCUGGAUAUGGGCGCAAAAGUCGACCAAUCGAAACCCUCUCUGCCCCCCAAGAUCUCCAUUUUCGGUGCCAAACCUGGAUUUCUUAUACCCAAGAACAAGCUACCUGGCUCUCUCGUUGCCCGUUCCAACGCCAAGAAUGAUUUUCAAUCACCUUCUUCUUCUUCUUCUUCCUCUGUCCAAGACAACAACACCAACACCAAAGCUACCCUUGUUCAACGAAACACCAGAUGGGGGCCGGAUCUCACCCUGGAUCCUGCUGUCCGAAAAUCCACUGCUUCGGCCUACCAGACUCGACUAGAGCAAAUUAACAAGGAGCUGAAAUCAGGAUCUAUGGAGAUAAGUGAAAAUGAAGGCUCAGUGUCUGGCUCAAACUCUGAUGGUGCUAACAAGCAGAAAGAGAAUGUGCAGCAAGGAAAGGCUGAGCUCUUGGAGCUUGAAAGAAGAGAAAUUAUAGGUGAAAUACUCCAUUUAAAUCCAGGGUAUAAGGUUCCUGAAGACUAUAAGCCUUUACUUAAGGAGACAAAAAUCCAUCUGCCUACAAAAGCACAUUCAGGGCAUAAUAUAAUUGGAGUUCUUAUGAGACCUGAGAGCAAUGCCCAGAAGCGACUACAGGAAGAAACUGGAGCUAAAAUACGAGUAUACGGGAUUAAAAGAAGCAAUGGAGAGAAGAGUGAGAUUUGCCAACCAGACAUAGAUGAAGCACAAGAUGCCUACGAAGAUCUGUACAUAAAUGUCUCAGCUGACUCUUAUGACAAAGUAGAUUCUGCAAUUGCGCUGAUUGAGCUGCUUCUUACUCCUGUCACUGUAAAUUCAAAAUCUAUUGAAGCAAAUGCUACCGUUUCAUCAGCAGUUAGCUCCAGUGGUGCAGACUUAUCUGACCUUCAGCAGGUGCAGAACAACAGUUCUCAGCCAGGUUUUCUUCAGUAUCAAUCACAUAAUGCUCACCGGCUCUCAACACCCCAAGCCAAUGAUCUAUCAAUUCCUUCCUCUGGAUAUCUGCAGAGUGCUUUACCGAAUAACUCUUUACAGCUUCAGCCUCCUGAUGGUUCUUUUAGUAUGCUUUCAUAUACAGGGCCACCACCUCUUAUGGAUACCAUGCCAAGAAACCCACUGCCUAUUCCUGGACCUCAGCCGCCGAUGCCAAACACUCAACAACCUCAACUUCAAUUCCAACCCAAUCCCCCAAUUGGACCUCCUUUUGGUAGACCCCCUGGAAUUGUAAGCCCACAACUGACGCCAUCUUCCACGUUGCCAGGGCCUGUUAGACCUCUUCAAACACCCCAUGCAUCUGGAGGAUGGCUAAAUUUUUCUUCAGUUCCAGUGCAACCUCAGAGGUUACCAACUUUUAUGCCAGUGAGACCUCCUAUUUCUGUGUCUCCUCUUGUUUCAAGUCCACAGCUGGAAGGUGCUGCUGCUCCAUCGUUUCCUUGUCAAUCAAAUAUCGCCACUAGCUAUGGCACCCAGCAUCCAUCAGGUGCAAGCUUUGCACCAUCAGCAGCAUUACCUUCCAUACCUCCUGGUGGCCCCCAAUCUUUUCCUUCAGUGUCACCUCAGGGUCCUUCCUCAAUGCCAAUGCUGUCAUCUCCUGCUGGUUUAACACCGCAGCCACCUUAUCCGCUGCCCAUGCAAAUGCGUCCUCCCAUGGCAAUAUCUGCUCAAAUGAGAGGCCCACCUUCAUCUUUCCCUCAGGCUGGGCCAACUUCUGGCAUGCCACAAACGGCACCAUCAUCCCGCCUGCCUUCUGGGUUUGGUGUGCCUGGUUCUGGAAUUAUGCCUGCUAUGAGACCGCUACGCCCAAGCACUGGUGAUUUUACCUUUCGGCCUCAUGUGUCACCUUCACCAACACCAGAGCUUGGCACAUCAGGCAGUCAAAUGCCAUUGUUCCAUCCUAGCAACUGGAGACCACCUAUGGCGCGAGUUGAAGGUUUCCAAAGGCCUCUGGAUAUGGGUUAUCAGCCUGGGGUAUAUGGUCCACCUCCGCAUCCACACCUUGGUGGAGGCUUCCUCCCGAGGAAUCCAGGUGCACCAAGGACAGGGGGGUUUGUUGGAGCUUUCCCCCUCCAGCCGCCGGCAGUUGAAGCACAACGGCCGUUACAUGUGUUGCCACCACCACAACAAAAGGCGGAGACGAGCAGUGGCAGGCAAGGCCUGCCGCCGAUAUACGACCCUUUUGUUCCGAGUGCAGUGUCAGGAGGAGGAAAAGGGAAAGCGGAGGAGGACAAGGCUGAGUACGAGGAUCUCAUGGCAUCCGUUGGUGUCAAGUGACAUUCUUCUUGUAUAACCCAUACAUGCAUGUUCAUUUGCUGCUGCUGUACGUGGGAUCUUUCUUGACAACAGUUCGAUUUGCUACUAGAAAGACUACUAGACUAGAGUAGAUUGUAGUAUGCUUGCAUUUCCAUCCUUUAAAGAAAAGAUAUUAUUGAUCAGUGAAUGUGUUAUUGAUCGAUGAUGAAAUUAAGCACGGUGUCAUUCAUACCUGUCUAAAAGUGUAUCGUUCCCUCC
Messenger RNA from Oryza brachyantha (malo sina), 3681 nucleotides. RefSeq names its product branchpoint-bridging protein. Gene Ontology annotation, cellular component: nucleus. Gene Ontology annotation, biological process: regulation of mRNA splicing, via spliceosome. Gene Ontology annotation, molecular function: mRNA binding. The transcript has 8 exons. The record is from RefSeq and is a predicted model, not a curated record. The coding region runs from base 1177 to 3444 and encodes 755 amino acids. NCBI's taxonomy places the organism in Eukaryota, Viridiplantae, Streptophyta, Magnoliopsida, Poales, Poaceae.